AUGAGUGACUUGGUAAUAGAAACACAAUCUCCAUCUUUAUAUGGAGUUGCACCACCGAUAAGCGAUGAGGCUAUGGAGGCGAAACGAAAAGCAUUAGAAAUUCUUGUUGCUAAUCCAGAACUAGAUCGAAUACCAGUACCAAAUCAUCUCUUACAAUCAAAACUUUUUGUUAAAUUAAAACGUAAUAAAUUAGUUGAAGUAACGCCACAGGAAAUACAUUUCGAUGGCUUUGAAUUAAAUCAAACUCAAACACGUGAAAUACAUGUAUUAAAUCGUUCAUCUGAAGUUUUACGUGUCGAUAUUAUUCCACCACAAACGUCAGCAUUUCAAAUUGAAUAUAAAAAGCCUCAACGUCUUGUACCAGGUUUUUCUAUACGUGUAAAAAUUUUAUUUAAACCAACACAAUGGCAAUACUAUCAUGAUGCUAUACGUAUACAUACACCAGAACGUGAUCAUCAUAUAAUUACACCAAUACAUGCCUAUCCAAUUAUAUUAUUAGAUGGAAUAUUACCCAAAUUAUAUCAAUUUGCCAAUACACCCAUUGGACAAGUGAUAACGAAAACAUUUUCAUUUCAAUCAGCAGCACCUGUUGAAUUUCAAUAUCGUAUUGAUAUUCUUAGUCAGGAUCCAGCUUUAACUAUUGAACCAAUGGAAGGUACGAUCGAUCAAUUAAAUGUUACACAUAUAACAGUAACAUAUGCACCAACAGUAUUUUGUACAUCCCGUUUGUCCGUUGCGAUUAAUGUAUCACAAUUUCAUGUACAACCAUUUCUUUGUACAUUUAUUGGAAAAUGUCUGCCAGGUCUUGCCAGAGAAUUAGCUAAAAAACAAUUGGAUAUGAGUGGCCAAUUUUCAACAGAUAAUAUUAAUUUAGUAUUAAAAAAGUCUCCAUCAAUGAUGUUAACUAUGACAUCAUCAAUAAAACAAAAGCUCGUGAAACAACAAACAAUAGAUUCUAAUUUUGAGAAUGAAAUUGAACGAGAUGGUCUUCGUAUACCGAAAAAACUUGAUUCAACAUGGGCCGUAUCAAAAGUAUUAUUGCAAAAAAAAGGAAAAGUCGCUUUGAAAGAUUUAAGAAGAUUAAAUGAAUUAGCUCCCGAAAAUCAAAGCGGACUUAACCGACAAAAAAAAGAAACAAUUUUUUUACAAGAUGUUAAUCGUAUUGAAGAUGAGGAACAAAGAAAUAAAAUACGUUGGCAAACAAAACUCGGUUAUGAUCCAUUGUCUCAAACAGAACGUGAAAAUAUCCUUGCCAGUCGAAAAAUAUCUUGGGACGAAUAUUCAAUUCGUAUUGGUCAUCCAAUACCUGAAGAGGAAUAUGCUCGAGAAACAGUUAAAUAUUCCGAACAACGUACUAUUCGAACACUUGAUAUGAAAAUUCGUACAGAUGCUAAAUUUGAUCUUCAUACAAAUAAUCUUUGGCUAAAUCGUUUACAAGUUCUUGAUCAUUUUGCCCAAGCAGCACGAAAAGUCAUUGUGAAGCAAAGACUUGGUCAUCGUCUCAAAGCUAUCAAAGCAUUUAUUAUUGCUUUCAAAACGCAUAAAACUAACAAAGAUAUUUUUUUAUUUGGAUUUGAAUAUUUAAAAACUCUACGUGGUGAAACAUUAGAAACAGAUGCUCAUAUAUUAAUUAUUCGAAAUAGUUCUAUUGGUACAUUUCAUUUACCGAGAAGUGAUGAAGAUGAGCAAGAUAAUUCAAAUACUAUUGAAGCUAUUAGUGCUGUUAGUGCACCUCAAAUGACUUUUAAAAAUCGUUAUGUUUUAUCUAUAAUGCCAUUAACAGUACCUAAACAAUAUAAAUUACUUAAUUAUCAAAUAAUUGACCCAUUAUUUAUUCGUUUUGAUUAUACAACAUAUAAACUUGCUCGAUCAUUACGUGUUGGAGCUGAAGAUGAACUAAUUAAACUUGAUGAAACACCCGUGGAUAGAUCAAUAACAAAUGCUAUAGAAACAACCGAAAAGCCAAUAAUAAUUACUCCAAAAAUUCCAUCGUCUAUUCUAAAAGCUCCAAUCUAUAAUCCUCUCACGGUUUUUAAUCCAACACCAGGAGUUAUAACCUAUGAAACUCCGUUGCCUUAUUCAGCUGUUGAUGUAGAUAAUGCUAUUUGUCCUAUACCCUUACUUGAACGACCUGGAUAUUCAUCUACAAAUCGAUACCUUGAUCGAGAAGAUGUUAUUCAAGGAACAAUGACAUGGAAGAAUAUGAAUAGUACGGGCCUCUCUGCUCUUUCUCAAGUACCUACUAUGUCGAACGUUUGGCUUCCGAGAUGGAACGAUCCAUUUUCUGAAGAUGUUUUACCAACAAAUCUACCAGCACUUUUAAAUGAAAUGCCUGCAUCUGAUCGUAAUCAACUUUUAGAUAACGACAUGAAUGAAGAAAAUAAACUUGUUCUUACACCAGAAAUGAUUCGUGCUGAAUUUCUUGAAGCACAUAUUGAUGGAGCAGGCAGUGGAAAACAAGAUGCUAUGUUUAAGAGAAAGAAAUCGACGAUGUCUUCAUCAAAUGGAUUUCCUUAUGGUGAUAAAUUACCUGAAUCGAAUGUAUUACUUUCAGUAUAUGGUCGAGAAUCUCGAGCACGACGUGAACAAGAACUUGAUUAUUUUCAACGUAGAAAAUUUGGUCAACUAACUGAUAAAGUGAAUAAACGUAUAGAAAAAUAUCAUGCUGCCGUACGAAACGAUUUUGCACUAUUAUCUGAUCAACAACAACAACCACAACAACUACAAUCCCAACAACAGCAAACAAUACUAAUUGAACCAUCUCAAUAG
Molecule: messenger RNA, 2769 nt
Organism: Rotaria socialis
Lineage: Eukaryota; Metazoa; Rotifera; Eurotatoria; Philodinida; Philodinidae
Source: the annotation of a GenBank genome assembly